ACUCUCUUCGCAGCAUGCUCUUAGCUUUUCCUCGUCCUCGAAUUUCCGUCGGCCGAUUUACUCAAGUCGCUCUUGUGAUGUUUGUGUCGUGUUCAGUGUUCUUUGGCUUCAGGCACUUGGCUGCGCAAACCUCCUUUGGCUCAGAUAUUCUCGCAAGUUUUGAUCUAUCGUCUUCUAGUAAAGAUGGGAACGCCACUUUGCUUGCACUCGCUCCGUCGUACAUCAACGCCAUCAUGAAUCCGAAUGACGAGUCUUUCUCGCAAGCAGAGUGUCCCAAACUCAAAGCUGGGAG
Molecule: messenger RNA, 292 nt
Organism: Mollisia scopiformis
Lineage: Eukaryota; Fungi; Ascomycota; Leotiomycetes; Helotiales; Mollisiaceae
Exons: 2
Source: RefSeq, a predicted model, not a curated record